This is a messenger RNA of Linum tenue, 1552 nucleotides long. The record is from the annotation of a GenBank genome assembly. NCBI's taxonomy places the organism in Eukaryota, Viridiplantae, Streptophyta, Magnoliopsida, Malpighiales, Linaceae.
UUAGCAAUCAGCAAGCUACGCUGCUACUUUCCCACAGUUCCAGUUCCACCCACUGAACUAAUUCCAUUUAUGGCUUCUUUUCCCUCCACAUCUCUUUUUCCUUCACCUUCUACUUCUCCUUCCUCUUCCAGCUAUUCUAGUACCAUGUCCCUCAGCUACUCCCAAUUGCAUCCCACCGCUUGGAGCUGCCGCAACAAUAACAGACAGAGCAACCCUCACCACCCACUUCGGAUCUCCGUUUCUUCAUCUCCUCCUCCUUCUUCAUUCUCUUAUCGGGAAUUCCUCAAUUUCGCUCUCACUGAAACGGAGCGCCGUACCCUUCUGCUCCCAUCUCCUCUCCAGGAAAAGUACAGCUCCCUCACUGCAAUAGAUGGGAGGACCGAUCUUCAAAUGCUCGCCUUUCAAUCUCCUCCAAAGAUAAGGCUACUGCGAAGUUUGAGCAUCCAGAAUGAAUCUAUGCAGGUUUUGGACUUUGCUGGGUUUGCCAAACCAGAAUAUGAUGUGCCCAUAUUCUGUGCCAACUUCUUCUCCACUGCUAACAUCAACAUUAUUGUGCUAGAUCUCAACCCUUUGCAUAACAUCAGCGAUCGAAAAGACUACAAGGAGAAAUACUAUGAGAAGCUGAUGGAUUUAGGUCUUAGGUAUGCCGAGGUGAGAACAAUCUGAAGGAUUUCAUGCAGCUUUUACCAUGGGGAGGCAAGCUGACCAGUGAGUCUUUGAAAUUCUUCUCGCCGAUUGUGAUAUGGACCAAGUUCCAGUCGGUUGAUUGCAUGUACGAAAAUCUGUAUUCUGCAUUCACAGAGUACUACAAGGCAUGGCUUCAGCUGAUUGAGGAGGCUGCAGAAGAAACUGAUGACGCUCUUGUUUUAAGCAAUCGUGAAGCGCAACACCGGUAUCUUACAUGGAGAGCUGAGAAGGACCCAGGACAUGGUGUACUGAAGAGGUUAGUGGGGGAAAUGCGUGCCAAGGACGUGAUUAGGAACUUUCUAUUCCAUGGAAUUGAAGAACUGGGAAGCAAAGGGUUCUUGGAUUACUUUCCGGAGUACCGGUGCCAGGAUGGGACUGUGAACCAGAACCGAAGCAUGAUUGGGAAAUCGUUUGAAAGCCGCCCCUGGGAUGCAAGUGGAGAAUUCAUAGCGAACAACACCGAAGACUAGACCAUUCUAUAUUUACUUAAUUUUGAUUCAUUUUAGUUAGAACUUUUACUCCUGUUCUUUCGUUCGUUAUUCGUGAUAUGACAGACCGUGAACCCUUUCUGAUGUAGUCGUCAAUUACUCACAUGAUAAUAAUGAAGGUACUGAAGUGAUAAAUGGGAGUAGAAAUGCAUAAAAGGUGACAGUGAAAAGUACAGUGUGGAUCACCCAAUCUGUCAUUGAACUCAUAAGUUCACAGCAUUGGGCACCCAAUUCGGUUUCGAGACAACUAAAACACCAAACUUCAUUGUACGAGUCAUUAUGCACUUUCUGUAAUCUAUUCUUGCCCUGUACUGUAAGUUUCUUCGGGUUGUUCUUGCUUAAUGUGAUAGUGUGGUGUCCAACGGUCUAUGGUCCUA